UAGAAGCAGUUAUAAACAGUUAGUUACAGUUCCUUAGUUAGCUCAACCUCUUCCUUCAUACUAUAAAAAUAUAAUCUUUAUACUACAAAUCCAUCUCUCUCUCUCUCUUUCUCUCUUGUUCACAUUCCUUAGUCUCAAAAUUUGUUGUUCUUGUGGCACAAUAAUGGAAGAUGGUGAUGAUAGACUGCCGCAAUUGCCAUUGGGUUCUUCAUUCUUGAAUCAACUUCACAUCAAAGAAGAACCUUUUGAAACUGAAACUUCUUUCAAGAAAAGAAAAUUGUUAGGUGGUGAUGCAGCAAUGAAUAAUUCUUCAACAUUUCCAGUGCCAUUGCCAUUGGAUUCUUCUCCCAACCUGACACCAAAGAAGAGAAAAGAGGGACCUUCUCUAACAACUUCUUCUGAAACUCCAACCAAGAUGAGAAGAGGACGCCCUCCUGGUUCCGGUUCAAAGAAUAGAAAAGAAGGACCUUCUCCAACAACUUCAGAAACAACUUCUGCAGAAACUCCAACUAAGAAGAGAAGACCCGGACGCCCUCCUGGUUACAGAUCAAAGAAUAGAAAAGAAGGACCUUCUUGGACAAUUUCAGAAACAACUUCAGCAGAAACUCCAACGAAGAGAAGACGUCCAAAGUUCGACUCUCAUAUUAUAGAGUUGAAUGCCGGUCAGGAUGUGAUAGAGGUUCUAUACAAUAUGUCUGUGGCAAAUCCUAGUAAAACUGUUACCAUACUUUCUGCUUCCGGUCCUGUAUCAGACAUUGUCGAUCUUACCCCGAACGGUCCCACUCACUCCAAGGGAAAAUUUGAGAUAUAUUUUAUGGCUAUAAAAUGUGUCGCUGAUGAUGAUGGUCGUCAUUGUCGUGAAAAGGCAACUUUUAUGGUUGGAUGCAAAGAUGAAAAGGGAAAUCUGUUUGUAAAUAAUUUUGUCAAUUCCCUCAUAGCGGCUGGCGAUGUUAAAAUUACUGCAACCUUAUUCAACACAGACGCCGCUAAGAAAGCAGGUGCAAGAAUUUCGGCGAUUGAGGCCAAUAUUGAUCCAGCUACAGAAUAUUGCAGAAAGGUUGUGAAAGAAGAAGGUUCUGCGUCUGGAUUUUUGCCAACAACGCCUCCAUCUGUUGCAGAUGGAAACAUGAUAACUCUCACAUCAGCAACAACUAGUGCUUCCAAUGAUCAGGACAUGGAGUCUCCUUCUGUAGGGAACAAUUGUCAGGACAUGAAAUCUCCUUCUGUAGGGGACAAUUGUCAGGACAUGAAAUCUCCUUCUGUUUGAAAUUAAGUGUAUAGAUUGUAUAUAGACUGAGGAAAUGAUUUCAGUGAUGAUUUCUACAUGGUAUUGUGAUUUCUGGAUUUUCAACAGUUGCAGUUUCUUUUAU
Messenger RNA from Lathyrus oleraceus (garden pea), 1370 nucleotides. Its product is annotated as AT-hook motif nuclear-localized protein 9. The coding region runs from base 164 to 1267 and encodes 367 amino acids. The transcript has 4 exons. The record is from RefSeq and is a predicted model, not a curated record. Gene Ontology annotation, molecular function: minor groove of adenine-thymine-rich DNA binding. NCBI's taxonomy places the organism in Eukaryota, Viridiplantae, Streptophyta, Magnoliopsida, Fabales, Fabaceae.